Mesorhabditis belari is the source of this 414-nucleotide messenger RNA. The record is from the annotation of a GenBank genome assembly. NCBI's taxonomy places the organism in Eukaryota, Metazoa, Nematoda, Chromadorea, Rhabditida, Rhabditidae.
AUGUGGAAGAUGAAAAUGACCGGGUUUUUCGACAAUCAAAUCGAGAAAUCGCAAACGCCACAAUCGUCAGGCGAAUCGGAAAGUGGAAAAUCGACCGACCCACCACCGAACAAUUUCGGGAAACAACCAAGGGGAGACAAGCGACACCCCAGUCAACAGCGAAAGUCAGCAAGGAAUGGAGAAAGUGAGAAAUUCCGCUCGAACACGAUUGUGGAAACAGAAACGAAAUACCGAGUACUGCACAUUCUCGGCUCCGGUGGAUUCGGUGACGUCUACAAAGUGAAGCUGAAGAAGGUUCGCCGAGGAGAAGAAGAUCAACAUGAACGAGCCGUUGAAUUGGAUUGGAAAGAUUCGCUCGGAGCACAUAAAACGAGUGGAGAAGAAGAAAGAGCAGGACAAGCAGAAGGUGCCCGU